This is a messenger RNA of Melopsittacus undulatus (budgerigar), 4547 nucleotides long. It is a transcript of the gene FRMD3, whose product is annotated as FERM domain containing 3. Gene Ontology annotation, molecular function: cytoskeletal protein binding. The coding region runs from base 1 to 1740 and encodes 579 amino acids. The transcript has 14 exons. Gene Ontology annotation, cellular component: cytoskeleton. Lineage: Eukaryota; Metazoa; Chordata; Aves; Psittaciformes; Psittaculidae. The record is from RefSeq and is a predicted model, not a curated record.
AUGAUCCGGUUCCGGAGCUCCAGCAUCAGGUCGCUGAGCGCGGAGAUGAAAUGCACCGUGCGGCUGCUGGACGACUCCGAGAUUUCCUGCUACAUCCAGAGGGAAACUAAAGGUCAGUUUCUCAUAGAUCACAUCUGCAACUAUUACAGCUUGCUGGAAAAAGACUAUUUUGGCAUUCGAUAUGUUGACCCUGAGAAGCAAAGGCACUGGCUUGAGCCCAACAAGUCUAUCAUCAAGCAAAUGAAAUCUCAUCCACCAUUUACCAUGUGCUUUAGAGUGAAAUUCUACCCACAUGAACCCCUGAAGAUUAAAGAAGAGCUCACCAGGUACCUCUUAUACCUACAAAUAAAAAGGGAUAUUUUCCAUGGCCGUUUGCUGUGUUCUUUUUCUGAUGCUGCCUACCUGGGUGCCUGUAUUGUCCAAGCUGAGCUUGGUGAUUAUGAUCCUGAGGAACACCCAGAGAAUUACAUCAGCGAUUUUAAGAUUUUUCCCAGGCAGUCACAAAAACUCGAGAAGAAAAUAGCUGAAAUGCAUAAAAAUGAAUUCAGAGGUCAGAGCCCAGCUGUUGCUGAAUUAAAUUUGCUCCUGAAAGCAUAUUCUUUGGAAACUUAUGGCGUUGAUCCUCAUCCUUGCAAGGACUCAAUGGGGAUGACUACAUUUUUAGGAUUCACAGCUGCAGGAUUUGUAGUUUUCCAGGGGAAUAAAAGAAUUCAUUUAUUGAAAUGGUGCGAUGUCUAUAAACUGAAAUUUGAAGGGAAGACUUUUUAUGUGUUUGGAGCUCAGAAAGAGAAAAAGACUGUGCUGUCAUUCCAUACCUCUACACCAGCAGCCUGCAAGCAUCUUUGGAAAUGUGGGGUGGAGAACCAGGCUUUUUACAAGUAUGCAAAAUCCAGUCAAAUCAAGACCAUGUCCAGCAGCAAGAUAUUUUUUAAAGGCAGUAGAUUUCGAUACAGCGGAAAAGUAGCCAAAGAGGUUGUGGAGGCAAGCUCUAAAAUCCAAAGGGAACCUCCUGAAGUUCACAGAACCAGCAUUACCCAGAGUCGCAGCUCUCCCUCCUGGAACAAGCAACUCAUAAUCAACAUGGAACCUCUACAACCUCUCCUUCCUUCUCCCUCUGAGGAGGAAGAGGCUCCUUUAGACAAAGGUGUCCAACUGCCAAGGGAAGAUGAGAUUUCAGUACCAGUGACCUCAAGCUCGCCAGUUAAGGACACUGUGGAGAAUGUUGAUCUUGCCAUUGAACAGGAAGAGAAAAUGAAAGAAGAACCUUUAACCAUCUCAGAACUGGUAUACAAUCCUAGUGCCAGCUUGCUGCCCACUCCUGUUGAUGAUGAGAUUGACAUUCUCUUUGAUACCUCUCCAAGAGUAGAGUAUGAGAAAGAUGAUACGGAUUCAUUUGAGGAACUGGAAGCAGAUGAAAAUGCAUUUUUGAUUGCCGAGGAGGAAGAACUGAAAGAAGCUCGGAGAGCGCUUAGGUGGAGCUGUGACUUUCUAAUGGGCAACAUAGAGGUGAAUGCCUUUGUGAAGAGUUUCUCCAGACUUCUCUUUGUAGGCCUUGGACUGUUACUGUUUGUGUUCCCUCUUCUCCUUGUUCUUCUGGAGUCGGACCUUCAAAUCUCUUUUCUCCAUGAAAUUCGUCAGACACCUGAGUUUCAGCAGUUUCAUAUUGAAUAUUACUGCCCCCUUAGGCAGUGGGUGGCUUGCAAAAUAAACUUCAUUCGUGACAUGCUGGGCAGCUUUUAAAUUUUAAAUAAAUAUGGUAAAACUAAGGGCUAUAUUCAAAAAUUCAGUUAGUGCCAGCUUGCCAUGAUGCCCCUGGAAACAGUAGCUGUUCCAGACAGCUUCAUAUCCACACAUGGAUAAACUUACAGAUUUUUCAAGUUCUUAAGUUUGCUUUGCAUUGUUAAAUUUCCUGUUUAACUACAGUCUUUUAUGGUCAGGUUUCAGUAACCAAAAAGAAGAUUUAUUCUAAUUGCAUUUCAGACUUCCUCCUCAUCUAUUACAUCAUAUAAGAUGGGAUCACAAUAAGUUUCAUUGUCCUUAACCUUUCAAUCCAUGACACUAAAUCCAAUGAAACUGAAAGAAAAACUGUUUUGAAUAUACUCCUUAGUGCAGCAAUCUUCUAACCAAUGCCUAUACAAGCAAUGUUUAUGCUGGGUUUUUGUUUUUGGUUUGUUUUUCUGUUUGUUUGGGUUUUUAAAAUUUUAUGUGUUUAAAAUAUUUUGGUAAUUUUUUAGCAAAAGACAACUUCGGAUGUUAUUUAAAUGUACAAGUUGGUAAGAAUAAUGCACAAGGGAAUUGGGGAUGUUUUUAGUGUUUUUGUUUUUAAAGUAGUGGUUGCAGAAUGAGUAAGUUUAAUAUAGGUCUAUAAAGAGAGACAGUGGUUUGGGAAAUACAUAGAAAGUUCACUCAAGUUCAGUAGGGGCUGCCUGGGGGAGGUAAAAGGACACCAAGUACGCAGAAGAAUUUCUGAAAGGCACAGUUGUAAAGCUGAUGGGAGUGAGCAGAAAGGAAAGUAAUGGUACUUCCUCUUAGCUGUCGGGUUGUCUUACAUAUUAUCAGUGCUGUAGAAAGUCUCUACAAGAUAGAGAUAUUUUGGAAAAGAGUGAGUUCAGUCUAAAUGUAGAUUAUUUUAGAUAACAUCAAAGUAGACAAUAGUAAGUAGGAAGAAAAAAAGCCAAAGCCCUCACUUAAAUUAGUAGGUGAGUGAGCUACUUUUAAAUAUUAUAAAGAGGAAAAGCAACAUGUUUUAUAUUUGUUUUUGAAAGCAAAGCAUUAGGCUAUACAGUUGACAUAAAAGUAUUCUACUGACUCACCAUUAAAGGCUUUAAGAGAUACAUCUUAAUCCUUGAUGCCCAUCAUUACUAAUCUCUAAGACAUGUUUUCUGUGCAUACGAAUAUGCUUGGUUUCAUACAUUGCAGUAGUAUACUUACCCCCUUUACUUGUUAUUACAAAUCUAGUUACAUGAUCUAAUGCUGUUUCAUGUAACAUGGGUUUGUAUAACUAAAGGUAUUCCAACAUAGCUUAGAGAAUAUGCUUAAGUAAUUCUUGUCAGUGCUGAGAACAUUUGAUUGCCCUCAAAUAUGCCACAGAGGUUGUACUUAAGAAAGCUUUUAGCCUUCCUUUCCCUGAUCUUAGUGCAGAUGUAUUUCAUAUUUAAACUAGGGAACUCUGAUUUUGGCCUCACAGUCUUUCUUCUGCUUAGAUAUUUAUGAAUUGGAGACAUAUUUGAGGCUAUUUUAUUAGAUGUCCAUUUAACACAUUGUAACUGCCUCUCUAAUUCCUACUAAAUAAAUUUCUUUCAUUUCAGUAUCAGAGAACCAGUUUUCCUUGGUUUUCUCAUGUAAGCCUUUGCAAAUAACAAGUUUGAAAAUGGCAAUUUCCUUAGAGGAUUUCUCCUUACCUUCUAAUCUUCUCCAGUUUUUAAGGGAACAAAACAGUUACAUGGCUUAGGAGUUCCCUUUCUCAGUUGAAAACUUUUGGAUUCCUAUUCAUUUCCCAAUGAACAAAUGCUAAAUUAAACACUUUUUUUCCUCUUGACUGUGCUUGUCCUUGCCAGUCUCUUCCCCAGAAUCAUUAUUGAUAAGUUACUUGAUGUAUAUUUCUUCUUGUGCUACUUGCAGCUAAAUGUUCCUUUCCCUUGAGGUAGUAAUCAUUCAGCCUAGAAAUGGAGAGUGAACUAAAGUAGAUGUUAGGCCUUAAUGGGAAAUUACUCACAUUAUUUCUAAACAAAGGUGUCAGAAAAGGUAUUUAAAGUGAUAAAGGCUGUGAGAACUGUCAUCCUGCUGGACUAUAGAGACAUGGUUCCACACAGGCUCCUGUGUAAGUAUGGUAAUUAUACAAAAAAAAAAAGAAAAGAAAAAGUUAGAUCCUAUGCUCUAAAAUAUAGUCUUGUCCCUGUAAAUUAUAGCAUUCCAAAAGUAGGUGUAUUGUUAUGCUUGAUUUAACUCUAUCAGAAAAUAACUGAGUUGCAUGAGAAUAUAAUCUCAAAAAAUGUGCAGUGCAGUGAAGUUUUAUGUAGGGUUAAAUGCAAGUGUAUGUGUGCACAUGUGCCUGCCUUUACUAAUCAUGUGCAUAUAUUCAGGCCUGGUCUUUUAAAAUUCUUCACUUUCUUCCUGAUACUUUCUGGUCUGUCAAACUAAUUUAACUGAAAGGCAUGAGAAACCUAUAAUGUAAAGACCAGGACCAUGUAUUACAUGCAGAAUUAUAUGAUUGGGUGUAUUCAGAGAGAGUAGCAGUCUAGUAUUUUAUUGGUGAGGAUGACGGACUUGGAUUAUGGAGCAUCUAUAGGUACAGUAUUGUGUAUUUCUGUCUGUGUUUGGAUUAUAUUGUAAAAUGUAUGUACUUGAAAUAUAUUUUGUGAUUUGUCUAACAUUUGUAAACACAACUCUGGGAAGAAUUAAAACCUGUUUUAUUUAAUGGAGAUUAAGGGGAAAAUAUACCUGUAACUUGAGCCUUAUCUUUGUACAGUGAAUUUCACAUUUCUAUAUGUCAACAUCCUGAUUGUUUUGUAUGUUGAUAUGAUGGCAGGAAACCCUAAUAAAAAUAC